Dermatophagoides farinae (American house dust mite) is the source of this 1275-nucleotide messenger RNA. Its product is annotated as calumenin-B. The record is from RefSeq and is a predicted model, not a curated record. Gene Ontology annotation, cellular component: endoplasmic reticulum. NCBI's taxonomy places the organism in Eukaryota, Metazoa, Arthropoda, Arachnida, Sarcoptiformes, Pyroglyphidae. Gene Ontology annotation, molecular function: calcium ion binding.
UUCUUACACAAACAUACACGUCUUCAUCAUAAAUUCUUGGAUGUUGAAUUUUUUUUUCUUUUUUUUUGUUUAUUUUAAAAUCGUAACUAAACGGAUUUGAUUAAACUGGAAAAAAAAUGUUCAACAUUCGAACCAUAUCUAAUAUAAUUCUUGCCAUCGUUGUCAUAUCGAUUGUGUAUGGUUUAGCUAUACCGGAUAAAAAACAUAAUCAUCAUCAUCAACAGAAUAUACGUGUGAUUAAAAAACAAUUAAGCGAUGAAGAACAUUAUCGAGAUGUUGAUCAUCAUGAUGACGAUGGUGGUGGUGGUGGUGGUCAACAACAGCAACAUAAUCGAGAUUUUGAUCAUGAAGCAUUUCUUGGUUCAGAAGAUGAAGCCGAUGAAUUUGAUCAAUUAACACCAGAAGAAAGUCGUUCACGUUUGUCCAUAAUUGUAGAUAAAAUUGAUUUGAAUCGUGAUGGAAAUAUUACUGAAACAGAAUUAAAACAAUGGAUACAACAAUCACAGAAACGUUAUAUUUAUGAAGAUGUUGAUCGUCAAUGGCAAGUUCAUACAGAUAAUGAUCCAACGGUUCGGAAAUUAAGUUGGGAACGUUUUCGAAAUAAAACCUAUGGAUUUUUGGAUGAAAUCGGUGACAAUACAAAUCCAAAACGAACCAUUGAUGAUAUGAAAACCUAUCAUGAUAUGUUACGACGUGAUGAACGUCGUUGGUCAAUGGCCGAUAUUGAUGGUGAUAAAGCAUUGGAUCAUGAUGAAUUUAUUUCAUUUUUACAUCCAGAAGAAUCAGAAAAAAUGUAUGAUGUCGUUGUUGACGAAACAUUGGAAGAUGUUGAUCAUGAUGGUGAUGGUAGAAUUUCUGAAUCAGAAUAUAUAUCGGAUAUGUAUUCAUCUGAAGAUAAUCAAUUAUCAUCAUCGUCUUCAGCAUCAUCAUCAUCGAAUAUACCUGAAUGGGUACAACGUGAACGUGAACAAUUUCAUACUUAUCGUGAUAAAAAUGGUGAUGGCUAUCUGGAUCGUGAAGAAAUUCGUGAAUGGAUUGUACCGGCUAAUUAUGAUCAUGCCGAUGCUGAAGCUAAACAUCUUAUCUAUGAAGCUGAUACAAAUAAAGAUGGCAUAUUAAGUUUAAAUGAAAUUCUUGAUAAUUAUGAUGUAUUCGUUGGUAGCCAGGCAACAGAUUUUGGUGAUGCAUUGACUAGACAUGAUGAAUUUUAAAAUAAAAAGAAGAAAAACAAACAAAAAAAAAAAAAAAAGAAAAAUUCUAAUCCGUCCACUACUA